Messenger RNA from Helicoverpa zea (corn earworm), 717 nucleotides. RefSeq names its product early nodulin-75-like. Bases 1 to 717 code for a protein of 238 amino acids. The record is from RefSeq and is a predicted model, not a curated record. The transcript is spliced from 3 exons. Lineage: Eukaryota; Metazoa; Arthropoda; Insecta; Lepidoptera; Noctuidae.
AUGGCGUACAGUUUUUUUCUAAUUUUAUUUUUUUUGGGAACGUGCUUGCUUCAAAUUUCCUUAGAAGCUGCGGUUCCGAAGAAGAAUAAGACAAGACAUAGACGAGUAUACACUUUGACUACAGUUAGAUAUCCGCAAGGUCCGGAAAGACGGUUUGGACCAUAUCCCACACCAGGUUACAACGGACCACAUCCCAGACCAGGUUACAACGGACCACAUCACUAUGGACCUCAUCCCAGACCAGGUUACAACGGACCACCUUACUACGGACCAAAUCACAGACCAGGUUACAACGGACCACAUCACUACGGACCGCCUUACUACGGACCAAAUCACAGACCAGGUUACAACGGAACACAUCACUACGGACCACCUUACUACGGACCAAAUCACAGACCAGGUUACAACGGACCACAUCACUACGGACCACAUCCCAGACCAGGUUACAACGGACCAUAUUACAAUAGACCACAUUACUACGGACCAGAUUACAAUAGACCACAUUACAAAGGACCAGAGUACUACUACAAAUGGUAUGACAGUUACUUUUAUUAUGACUAUCGAGUUCCACUACAUAAACCAAAGAACCAAUUGAGAAAGGAUUUUGGAAUGGGUGCGCAAAUAUUUUUAUCCCAGAUCAUCCCAAUAGUUAAAAAUAUGGUGUUUGGUUUGCAAGAUGAAUCCAAAAACCAGUUUAAAAUAAGAGCGAGACCGUGA